AAAUAUCUUUUUUUUAUUUACACAAGAACGCACAAUAUCCGAUUGAAUACACCAAUGCAACGUUGCGUAAGUAAAGGUCUUGAUUCGUCUGUCCAAUCAGCAAUGAGUUCACUCAAUCUAGUCGUCACAUGGUAAACGUGCGCUCACCACGCCUGUUUUGCGGCAUCACUUCCGGCCGUAGCAGCCCUGUUUUCCGAAGCAACAUGGAUGCAUUCGGAGUGAAAGUUAGUGCGGAAACCGAUGAUAGGGAGACGAAUGCCGCCGUUAAAGUUCCCGAAAGAGUGUUACGCAGAGAUCAAGCGAGGCUUGAAGAGGUCGAGCGCCGUAGAAACGUCAAGGAGAGCCAAACCGUGACGGAGGAAAAGAGCGACUUCUUCACGUCCACCUUUAAUUCCGAGAAGGCUGCUGUGGAAGAAAUCAUCUCCAGUUGUAACUAUGGCGACAGCGACCAAGCGUCAAAAACAUUGGAGGUGGUCAGUGUCAAAAUUCAACAGCUCCAGAAAUUUCUUAACGAUAGCGUCAUGUUUCUAACGCAAUAUGAAAUAAGACAGGCCCAGGCAUCCUUGCAGACAAUGCAGAGCUCUCUGGCUGAGAAAAGGGAGGCGGCACUGCCUAAAAAGAAAUUCGCCUUCAGAUCCAGGAACACAAGGACUGGUAAGCAGCCUGCACCAAAACAAGAAACAUCAGAAAAGUCUGCGUCCGUUGUGGAUGGCCCUGCGGUACAGGAUGCUGCGAUUUACGUAAAUCAGUGUGGGUUCUCCAAUGUCGACAGUCAAGUCUUGAUCAUGCAUGCAGAGGAACUUCAGCAACGGGAUGUGCUGUUAUCUAAUCUGACAAACUGUAAAGUCAGACUUUAUGGAUGUCCGAGUACCGUGCACAUCAAAGUCGUCUGUAACUGUGAGAUCCUUUGCGGGCCUGUUUCCAGCUCUGUUUUUGUCGAUCAAUGCACUGACAGCACUUUAGCUGCUCCCUGUCAGCAGCUUCGCACCCACAAUACUUCUGCUACUCAGAUAUACCUCCAUGUGACCAGCCGGGCAAUUAUAGAGGACUGUCAUGGGGUCAGGGUUGCCCCAUUCACGUGGACUUAUCCAGGCAUUCAGGAACAUUUUAAAAUAUCUGGACUUGAUCCAGAGCGGAAUAACUGGGAACAGGUUGAUGAUUUCAACUGGCUUGCUACUGGUACCCCCUCUCCCAACUGGACUAUCAUUCCUGAGUCUGAGAGAAUAUCUAGUUGGGAAUCCGUACAACCAGCUACCUAG
This is a messenger RNA of Triplophysa rosa, 1259 nucleotides long. RefSeq names its product tubulin folding cofactor C (gene tbcc). Gene Ontology annotation, cellular component: cytoplasm. Gene Ontology annotation, biological process: post-chaperonin tubulin folding pathway; tubulin complex assembly. The record is from RefSeq and is a predicted model, not a curated record. Bases 129 to 1259 code for a protein of 376 amino acids. The transcript has a single exon. NCBI's taxonomy places the organism in Eukaryota, Metazoa, Chordata, Actinopteri, Cypriniformes, Nemacheilidae. Gene Ontology annotation, molecular function: tubulin binding.